AUGAUUAUGACGAUUGACAGGAAGAGGGUAGGUUCAAUGGAAGUAAUGAACAAUAAAAGGUUUCAUGAAGAUGACCGAAAUAACAAUGAACAAAAUGAUUUCAAUGAUAAAUUUUACACAAGUUAUAUCCAACAAGCCCUUGAUAACAAUAAUGUGGACCAAAUUAAUAAUCUUACCAGAAAAUUAACCCUUCCUUCAAGUGAUAGAGACAGUUUGACAACACAAGAUUACAUCAUCAUAUUAAGAUAUUUAUCAAGAAAUAUCUCCAAGUUAGAUAACGAAGAUAAUUCUUCAUUUAUAAUAUCCAUCAUCAACUAUAAAUUUGUUAGCAUAAAUAAAGGGGAAGUUGAAAGUUAUAUUCAUUUUUUCAAAGUUUUGAUAAGUUCCAUUCCCAAAUAUAUUUCUAAAGUCAUUAAUCAAAUAGCGGAAGAUUUCAAAUCCAAUAAAUUUAUCUCUCCAGAUGGAGAAGAUAGAGAAGUCAUCAAACCAUCGCAUGAAAUUUUAAGAUAUAUGAUUAAUUUUAACCCAACUAUUGUUUCCCAAUUACCAGGUUACUUCUUGAAGCACUUUCCUCAUCAUUUAGCCGAUGUUGUUGUAUUAAAAAAUUACGUAGGGAAUUUAUUGAAGGUUAUUCAGUAUAACGAUAGUUUGAAAUAUGAUAUUUGGAAGCUCAUCAUAGAAUGUUGCAUCAAAUUGGAUGUCGAAUUACAAAACGAUUUAGAUGAUUUGGAUGACGAAGAAAUUGAUGAGUUGAUAAAUGGCGAUGAAAAUGACGAUAUUGAUGAUGAAAAAGAUGAUGAUGAUGACGAUGAUGAUGAUGAUGAUGACGAUGACGAUGAUGACGAUUCUGAGAGUGAUUAUGAUAGUAGUGAUGAUGAAGGGCAAGAAGUUUAUGCUCCUACUACUGAUAUCAAAGACGUUAAAUCUCUAGUUUUCAAACUCGAUGAGAUACUAAAUCUACUCAUCGAACACACAGACAAAAUUUUUGUAGGUGAAGAAUUACCUGUAGAAGCCAUGAACUUACAUGUCAUGUUUAAAAAAUUAUUUCAAAGUCACAUUUUACCCACACAUUUCACCAAAUCCAUUCAAUUUUUAAUAUUUCAUACCACACAAUCUAACUGUACAUUAGCUGAAGAUUUCAUAGUUUGUCUCACCAACAUAAUAUUCAACCCCGAUGGUGCAUUGGAGAAUAAAUUGAAGUCCAUGCAAUAUUUAUCAUCAUUCAUUGCUAGAUCUCCGGUUUUGACUAAAGAUCAAAUCCUUGUGGUGGUAAGUUACUUAAUAAAUUGGCUCAAUAAUUAUUUGGUUGAAAGAGAACACGAGAUUUCAAUCAUUGGUAAAGGUGGAAUGGAAAGAUUCAAAUUAUUUUACUCUGUUUUUCAAGGAUUAGUGUACAUCUUCUGUUUCAGAUAUAAGAUUCUAAAUGUUAAUGAAGAUUGGGAAUUGGACAUUGACAAAUUUUUCCAAAGAAUUAUCAUAAGUAAGUUUAAUCCCUUGAAAUUCAUAGAUGAAACUGUUUGUUUCAUUUUUGCUAAGAUAUCUACGAAAUUGAAUGUGUGUUACUGUUAUUCUAUCAUCGAAAACAAUAAAAGAGAAAAGAUGAUUAAUAAGAACAAUGCACCUCAAGUUCAAAUGAACUUCAAACAGAAACAAGAAUUUUUGGAUUUACAAGGUUACUUCCCAUUCGAUCCUUUGGUAUUACCCUCAACUAAAAGUAAGAUCAACAAGAGAUAUAUCGAAUGGUCCCAAGUAAACCCAAAUAUUGACGAUGAUGAAUUCGGUAGCACGGAUGAUGAUGAUUAG
This is a messenger RNA of Yamadazyma jaroonii, 1803 nucleotides long. NCBI's taxonomy places the organism in Eukaryota, Fungi, Ascomycota, Pichiomycetes, Serinales, Debaryomycetaceae. The record is from the annotation of a GenBank genome assembly.